Messenger RNA from Enterobius vermicularis (human pinworm), 201 nucleotides. The record is from the annotation of a GenBank genome assembly. NCBI's taxonomy places the organism in Eukaryota, Metazoa, Nematoda, Chromadorea, Rhabditida, Oxyuridae.
AUGUCUGCUCCUCCACCGUAUGAACAGAAGCCAUAUCCACAACAGCCAUAUCCUCCACAACCGUAUCCACAGCAGCCAUACCCUCCACAACAGUACCCGCCACAGCCCGGAUUCAAUCAGCCUUACUACCCUCCUCCAAACCAGGGAUAUCCUCCUCCGCAGCCCGGUUACGGUUAUCCUCAGCAACCGCAAGUUGUGUAA